UAGAAAGAAGUUUGCAAUCUUCGCCUGUACUGUUCCGUAAUUUUUUGACAAUGAGGAGGGGAACUGAGUCUUCAGCUCCGCCGUCAUCAUCGGAAGAAGAAACUCUAGAUAUGUGGAGGCAGUUAAACGGCAGCAAUGGAGAGGAAGAGGAGGAGCAGGUGAUGAGCGAGGUUCACCUAGGUUGCCCGCCUGGUUUCUCCGGACUAUAUAUAUCCCAUUUCACCGUUUAUCUUUCCCACGAUGUUGCUCACAACAGACACAGUCAUGAGUUGGAAGACGAAGCAAUAGCAAGUCCAAAUAUGGAGUUGGAUGAAGAUGGUGACCUUGUUCUUCCUCGACGUGCCAUAAGUUCAGAGGUGCCAAGUGGUAGCUGUAGUUUGAGUAUCCAGCAUAAUAUCACAUCAUCCAUUCCAAAUGUUGGUCUACAGAUUUGGAGAGCAGAAUUAGUAUUAUCUGAUUUUGUAUUGCACAAAAUAGUAUCUUCGUCUGAGUUUCAAGGAGUGACUGCAUUGGAACUUGGUGCUGGAACCGGCAUGGUUGGUUUAUUACUUGCACGUUGUGCGGAUACAGUAUUCCUAACAGACCAUGGCAAUGAAAUACUUGAGAACUGUGCAAAAAAUGUUCAGCUUAAUGCUGGAUUAUUGAAUUGUAAAGCUGCAAUUUCUGUGCGUGAACUUGAUUGGUUCAGUGGCUGGCCUCCUGAAGCAAGUAUAGCAGAGGCUCCUUUGAGUCAGGGUUUUUCGUGGACCUUCAGGGAGAUUGAACAAGCAGAGAAUGCUUCAUUUUUGCUGGCUGCUGAUGUUAUUUAUAGUGAUGACCUGACUGAUGCGUUUUUCAACACCUUAAAGAGAUUGAUGUCUAGGGGCUCAAGGAAGGUGUUAUACAUGGCACUAGAGAAGCGGUACAACUUCAGUCUUUCUGACCUUGAUGUUGUUGCAAAUGGUUAUUCACAUUUUCGUAGUUAUCUCAAGGGUGAUAAUGAAAUGGAAUGCCGUGGUUCCGAGUCCCUGCCUUUUUUUGUGGGGAAGCAGAUUGAUAUUGCUCAAAUUCCACAAUACGUGAGAGAAUAUGAGAGAGGACACGAUGUUGAGCUUUGGGAGGUCAAAUACUGUACCCCAGAACGGUGUUCUGGACCUGAGGCAUUCAUGUCGGACUAAGGAUACAUGCAACCUCUGAUUUCUUUGUUCAUUUUAGCAAAGCUCGGUGAUAAAAAUAAUUGUUCCUUUCUCACUCAUGCUUUCACUUUCAGAAGACAACUGGACAUAUUCCCGAAUAUUGUAUGGAAGCUUGAGUUUUGCAUAUUGCUCAAAGAGCUGCAACAAAAAUAUUUGUUUUGCA
Neltuma alba is the source of this 1338-nucleotide messenger RNA. Its product is annotated as methyltransferase-like protein 22. Bases 51 to 1157 code for a protein of 368 amino acids. Gene Ontology annotation, cellular component: nucleus. Lineage: Eukaryota; Viridiplantae; Streptophyta; Magnoliopsida; Fabales; Fabaceae. The record is from RefSeq and is a predicted model, not a curated record. Gene Ontology annotation, biological process: protein methylation. Gene Ontology annotation, molecular function: protein methyltransferase activity. The transcript is spliced from 9 exons.